Messenger RNA from Effrenium voratum, 756 nucleotides. Lineage: Eukaryota; Dinophyceae; Suessiales; Symbiodiniaceae. The record is from the annotation of a GenBank genome assembly.
AUGUGGCGCAUCCUGCGGGUGUCGGAGGCCUUCCUCACCUUCACCAAGGCAGACCUCUCCGAGGACUUCCCUCUCGCCUUGCUGAUGGAGGACGACGUGUUGCGCCCAGCACUCGCGAUCUCGGACAUCGCCAGCGGUGCGCCGGACCAAAGGCAGAGGUGGCUGCCGCUGCGGGCGCUGGCGAUUAGGUGCAUGGCGCUGCACGCCUCGCUGAGCGCCGCCAGCGCAGCCGCGCACUGCCGCUUCUUCUCCUCGGUGCUGCGGCGCUGCGUGCCGGAGCUCCUGGCCGGUUCCGCCGAGCCCCAGGCGGCCGAGGCGGCCGAGGCCAUCGUCUUCCACUGCUUUGCCUUUCUGGUGGAUGCGCAGCUCGCCUUUUCCCAGGAUUCCGAGGUCUGGGAGCCCGUGGCCGGUCUGCUGGCAGGCGGUCGGCGCCUGAGCAGCGGCCUGCGCCAGGCGCUCGCCUUGCGCUGCUGCACGCUGCUGCUCUUCAAAGGCGCCGAAGCGAGUGAGUCGAGCGCGGCACGCUGGGCCUGCGCCUGGCUGCUGCUACAGGCCUUCGCGCAGGUGGAGAGCCCGGAGGGGUCCCAGGCUGUGGAGGCGGCGGUUUUUAGCAGCCGACUCCUGCGCUUCUUUGCGUCUCUUCGCAGCGUGUCUUCGCAUCAUCUGCAGGUGCUUGCGGCCGCCUCGGAGGGUUUCUUCUCCUGCGGCCUGUGGCGACUGGGCCAGCUGUGCCCGUUGGCGGGGGAGCCGAGCUGA